Platichthys flesus (European flounder) is the source of this 2894-nucleotide messenger RNA. RefSeq names its product transmembrane protein 164. Bases 752 to 1618 code for a protein of 288 amino acids. The transcript is spliced from 7 exons. The record is from RefSeq and is a predicted model, not a curated record. NCBI's taxonomy places the organism in Eukaryota, Metazoa, Chordata, Actinopteri, Pleuronectiformes, Pleuronectidae.
CUUGCAGGCCGUGUAUAACUUGUGUUGGGUUAAAUAUUCCCGAAAGUUUUACCCAAAUGUGCAUUUUAUUCGUAAAGACUUUAAUAGAAUAUCACUUGCGUAAUGUAUUCGUGUUUGUAAACACAAACGUUUUAUAUUGUAUAUUUAGCAGCAAUAUCUAGUUUUUAAUCGGAGCAAAACCGUAAUUCAUUCACAUUCAUGUGUUUACUUCUAGUAGUUAUUGUUACCAUUCCGGGUUUAAAAAGUUAAAAUGGGUUUUGGGUAAAUAUUUAAAGAAUAAACUGACUUUUCCAGAGCCUCGGGGCAGGUUUUUUCAAACAAUCUUCCCCCUUAAAGUGUGCUGAGCCUGCCAGGCCAAACUCAGGGUAACAGUUACCAUAACUUCAGUCCACGAAAGACUUGGUAAGCUAGGCUAGGCUAAGCUAGCUUCCUCUCCGGUGUCGGCACCGGCGCUAACCCCCCCGCAAGCCCCGUGUUAACCUGAUACGAGUGAGGACACGCAGCCGCUGUGGAACCGUGCUUCACAACAUGCCGGUGCUUGUGUGCGUGUCUAGAGAGGCUAGCCGGCAGCAGCUACGAGGGAGUCUUGACUACAGCUGCUGCUAGCUGAAGUUCCACUGCUCGUCUGUGGAUGAGGUGCUGUUAGCUAGCUACACACACACAGACACACACACAGACUCACAGGUCGCGGCGGUGGAUACAUGUCUACCUCCGAGCCACGACACGAGAUACGAAAGAAGAGAAGAGGAAUAUGUCCAGGUAUAACAUUUACAGCCUGCUGGACUGGGUCUAUGGCGGCGUGGACCCGAAGUUCGAGGGCAACGGGGGGCCCGAGUGCGCCGCCUUCCUCGCUCCCCAGCAGCGGGUCAGCGAGAGCCUGGUGAUGGUCCUCAUCUCCCUGCUGGAGAUCGGCGUGGCGCUGAGGAAGAUCAACCUGACCAGGGAGCUCCGGGCGGUGGGGAAGGAGUGCACCCGGGCGAAGGAGGACAGUCUUGGGAAGAACCUGUUGCUGGUCGCCCUCUGCAUGACUUUUGGGGUGGAGGUCGGGUUCAAAUUCGCCACCAAGACUGUGAUCUAUCUGCUGAACCCAUGCCACGUCGUGACCAUGGUCCAGAUCUUCCUGCUGGCCUGCCCGCCGGGUAAAACAGCAAUGGUUGUAUUUAGGCUGCAGGUCCACAUGUUGAAUGGUGCGCUACUGGCUUUAAUGUUCCCUGUCGUCAACACCAGACUACUUCCAUUAGAGAAGGAGAUCUACUACAUCCAGCACUCCAUGCUGUACCUGGUGCCUAUAUAUCUGUUCAGGAAAGGAGGUGUAUACAAGCCUGAGCCUCUCGGGGACAUGUGGUGGGCAGUCCUCGCCACGGGUCUCCUGUUCCUCUACCACUUCCUCUUCUUGCAGGUUCUUGGCCUGGCGACUGAGGUCAACCUGAACAACAUGCUGUGCCCGGCCGUGUCCGACCCCUUUUACGGGCCUUGGUACCGGGUUUGGGCGGCGGGCCACCAGACUCUGCUGACCCUCGUUCACGGGAAGGUCCUCACACUCCUUUCGCAGCACACCGGCUCCGUCUGCAGAUACCUGCUGGACGCAGUCCGACUGCGCAGCAAGAAAGUCGACUGAAUGUUCGCAAAGAUGCACACAGACCUAGCCUUUCACUCGAAAUGCCUGCUCAUCCAGAUUUCUGUCUUUUUUUAAAGCAACAUUUUAAUGCAUCUUUUUUAGAUUUAACCAUCUGUUUUACUGAAACACGUGAGCAUUUCAGGGCCAGUGAAUCAAUAUGUCAUUCUUUUAGUGUUGUCGUUGGCUUGCAUACAUACAUACUUUCAUGGAGAGAUAUGAUAGGACUUCUAAGGCUGGCAGUUAGAGGUGUUGAGUUUGCCAGAGCUAACCUUGCUUGAAAAAAACGUUUCCAGAGAUAUGUAAGUGAAUUUGUGGAUGAUUUCCUAAGCUGCCUUUUUCUAACCGCUGUGAGGACAGAGAAAUGGGGGUCACCGAAAAUGUCACUACUGAUCUGCAGCUGUUACACUUUCAUUCCUUUACCUCUUUACGCUAGAUCUAUGUUAUGUUAGUAAAGCUGCCAUUUUAUUUGUCUCAUGAUUGUAAAUGUGAGCCGUCGUAAACGUUAUUGCUCGUUCGGUUGGAGUUUGUUUUUUUCGACACGUAUCAUCACUUCUCUGUGUUGUCACGACUGAAAAAAAAGACCAAACUUAUUUAUGGCGUACCCCUGUUCUCACUUCAUCACACACACAGACAGGCAGUGAACGCAUCGCUGUUCAAUGGCCUCCUCUGUGUUUCUGUUUCCACCCCGCUCUGAUCAUUCCAGCUGUAGUAAUCUGGGGACAUGGGGAUGUAUUACAUGCUGAGACUCCUAGUGAUGAACGAGGAUUUGUGGAUCUACACAGGGAUGUUAUUACCUCCCACCGAGGAGGUCAUGUUGUUUUUUGUCUUUUAUUUCCCGGUGAUGUCGGACCACGUUCAGUGAGGUAUAGAUCUCAGCGAGUUGAAUGAAUGGGAGGAGAACUCAAAACCUUUCUGGGCUGGAUUCAUGCAUAAUGACACUUGAAUACAAUUUGUUGCUUAAUCUUCCAAAGCAUCCUGAAUUCACUUCACCAUCAUAUUCGCAACAAAUCACGACCUCAGUUUUUUAACAAAUUGCAUCAAAUGAUCUUUAUGAGAUCACUUUGAGUCAUAUAUUGACUAUCCAUGUGAGAGGAAGUUUUGGCUGAUGAUGAUUGAAAAAUGUCAGUCUGGGUAUAACAUUUCAAUUAUGAGGGAUGUGUUUAUUACUGUAGCAUAUUAUUGUACUUCACUGUAAAGAAGGGAUAAGACAAAGUUUUGUAUUUUUAUCGGUUCAAGUGUAUGUUCUGUAUUGAGAAUAAAAGUGAUGUCGACUACU